GUGACGUCACUUUUAUAACAUAAAAUAAUAACAUAACCUUACUUUGUUUUGUAUCUAGGAUAACAAUUCCAACAAUAUCUGCAUUAAUUUAGAAAUUACUCAAGAAAACAAUUCGAACCUGAAUGUGAAACCACGGAGAAGAGAAGUACUCUUUUUUCGUUCAUCUCUGGUGAAACGAAAGAUGGCAAUCGCCUCUUCACUACCAAAGAUUGUUCCUGGUCCUCCUCCUCCUGAUUAUACGGAUGGACAUUCAAUUGGGAAUGAACCACUAAAUCGACCGUUUGUUUAUGGAAGUUGUCAAGAAAUGUGUCCACUCAGUGAGAUAGAAAUGCGAGAACAUGAAAACCUGAUACAUAUCCUCGAAACUGACCCAUCUUUGUACCAGGAGAAAAAUGGCGCGAAAAGCUGAUAUGUGAUCGAGCAAGAGCCGUCAAAUGCUAUCACAGAUCUGCGGCUGGCAUGGAUAUGCAGAACCCACAUUUGCUACGUCCGCCCCAUGUAUUGCGUCAAACUGUUACUAUUUGCUAACACAAGUGAUAUACGAUGCAAGGGUACCAUGGUGUAAACGAUAUCAUUUCAUUGCUGACCGCUUGAGGGCGGUAAAACAGGAUUUGAUUAUUCAACAACCGUCAGUCUUUGAAAGCAUUUCGAUACUUGAACCAAUGGUACGCUUCUAUUUUCUUGCUGAGUAUUGGGGAAAGAGAGAAGAUGACCCGACCGGUCUAAAGCAAGAGAUUCAGCAGAGAUCAGAGUUUGUCCCAGUUCUAAACCAGCAACAAUUGGAAGAGUGUUUGAAAUAUUUGCUCUCCUUGUAUGAUGAGGUUGGGGAUUUCUUCGCAUUUCCGGCUAGACCCCAGAUGGAAGCUCUCUACCAGCUGCAGUAUCUUGGAGAGACUGAAGCCUUGCGCAGAGGAGUCGCUUUGCCCCAGAACCCGUCUCAAGAUUUGCGAUUCGCUCUAAAGAUGUCUCUUGAAUGGUACAAUAAGAAAUAUUCUAGCGUUAUAAGAUACAGCAAACAUCUUACUGCGUUUCUACGUAUGGCAUUUUCGUUCAAUUUGCCCAAGAUUCGAAGAUAUGCCUUGGAAGUUAUGAAUACAGCGUACAGCAAUAAAAAUCCAAAUUUAAAUUCCCAUUAUCCAUUAGAUCAUUUUACAAAACUUCUCAAUUUCCGAAACCCAUCAGAAGCCAGCCGGCUUUGUGAAAUCUAUGAAGUGAUGGUUUGUAAAAACAAAGUGAUGUUUUUGAAAAAAAAAUUUAUGGCUGUAGAUUUUGAUGUGGAUUCCGUUCUUGGUGUUGAUAAUGGAGAUGAGUAUGUAGAUGAAUCUUUGAAAGAUUACAAACUGUGCAAUUUACUUAUUAAUUACUUGGAUGAUGCUUAUACAACAGAUCUCUGUCGUGAUAUUGAUGCGUUAUCGAUAUGUUGAAUUAAAUUUGGAUGAUUUUGAUCUUCGCCUUUCUCAAAACUUAGGGAAUAUAGAUGUAUUUUAUACUUUGUUCAUCAAUUCUAAUAAAAUAUAUAUUUUUACCUUGAAUUUUGUAAAAAAA
Messenger RNA from Nilaparvata lugens (brown planthopper), 1545 nucleotides. RefSeq lists its product as uncharacterized. Gene Ontology annotation, biological process: centrosome duplication; spindle assembly. Gene Ontology annotation, cellular component: spindle; centrosome; nucleus. The record is from RefSeq and is a predicted model, not a curated record. Lineage: Eukaryota; Metazoa; Arthropoda; Insecta; Hemiptera; Delphacidae. The transcript is spliced from 9 exons. The coding region runs from base 435 to 1424 and encodes 329 amino acids.